This is a messenger RNA of Malaya genurostris, 1273 nucleotides long. RefSeq names its product MAPK/MAK/MRK overlapping kinase-like. The record is from RefSeq and is a predicted model, not a curated record. The transcript has 6 exons. Gene Ontology annotation, cellular component: cytoplasm; nucleus. Gene Ontology annotation, biological process: intracellular signal transduction; protein phosphorylation. Gene Ontology annotation, molecular function: ATP binding; protein serine/threonine kinase activity. NCBI's taxonomy places the organism in Eukaryota, Metazoa, Arthropoda, Insecta, Diptera, Culicidae. Bases 40 to 1263 code for a protein of 407 amino acids.
UCACGUCAUUUGUUUUCAACAUUAUCGCGAUCGGCAAAAAUGCCAGAAUUUGACCUAAAUGACUACAGAAUAUUGGAGAAAAUCGGCGAGGGCUCCUUUUCCGAAGUAUAUCGAGUGAGGCAUAAGCAAACCGGGCUCUUUUACGCGGCAAAAAAACUGAACAAAAUUUACCAGGACACGGCAGAGGCACUGCAAUGUUCGGAGAUACAGGUUAUGAAAGUGCUCGACUAUCAUCCUAAUGUGGUCAGCUUCGUGGAUGUACUGCAUGAUGAAUUAAACGGUUAUUUAACUCUCGUGAUGGAGCUAAUGGACAUGAGCAUAUACGACUUUAUAAAAACCCGCAAACGCUGCUUGUCGGAGAAACGUGUUAGACGAUUCCUAUUUCAAAUCGUUUGCGGACUACACCAUCUUCAUCGGAACGGGAUUUUUCAUCGGGAUAUCAAACCAGAGAAUAUUCUGAUUAAGAUUCCUCAUAAGCUUAAAGAAAGUGAACUCGUGCAACUGGCAGACUUUGGUUCGAUCUGCAGUAUCACGCAACAGCCACCAUUUUCCGCGUAUAUUUCGACCCGCUGGUACCGGUCACCGGAAUGUCUGCUUACGUCCGGCUACUAUGGACCGAAAAUGGACAUUUGGGCCGUCGGAUGUUGUUUUUAUGAAAUGCUGACACUCAAUCCGCUUUUCCCCGGUGAGAACGAACUGGAUCAGCUGGAUAGAAUCCAUGAGGUACUUGGAUCUCCAUCUGCUGCAGUGUUAGCUAAAUUCAGGCAUAUGAAUCCAGUGAAUUUCGAAUUCCCGAAGAGAAAACCCAUUGAUUUCCGAAGCCAUAUUCCACUACUUAGUCACUACGGAGUCGAUGUGCUGACGAGGAUGUUGUGUUAUGUCCCGGACACUAGAAUAGGCACCUCCAAACUGUUGCAACACUUGUACUUUGAAGACCUACGAAAAACCAAGAAAAAUUCCCGUCUUUCGUCUUCUAUGCAAAGUCUGGACAAUAAAGGCGAUGGUCCACAUAACAAUAUGAGUCCUCGUAGAAAGAACACUAAAGGGUCAAUUGGUAGCACGGAGUCGUUCGAUCGCACUCUACAAAGCAAUGGAAGCAGCGUACUGACGUCUUACUCCAACUUCCGCCCAACUGCCAUCGGUUGCAAAGCCACAUUGACUGCGGAAAUGAUGAAGAACAAAAACCUGGAAAGAAUGUGGGGAAUGAAUCCGAGUCCGGGAAAAACGCGACUAGGCUUGCAGAUUCACGCCAGCAGAAUGUGACGACGACAAC